GUACGCCGCGUGCUCGCCCCAGGGUGCCAACGUCGCCGCCGCGCCGCAGGCGUGCGGGCGCCGUGGAGCCGCUGCUGCACGGGCUGGAGCGGCACUGCCCGAGGCGGGUGCGCCUCGCCCUCGGGGCGGACCCGGAGGCGGCCAGGCUGCCGUUCUGGGAACGCCGCUUCGAGUGGCCGCUCUGCGCCGCUGUCCGCCUGGGGUGCAGCGAGGAGAGAUCGUCAGGCUGCUGAUCGAGAACGGCGCGGAGGUCGACGUGGCGGGCGGCGACGGGCAGUUUCCGAUCCAGCUCCUCAGCUCCAGAGAGGGCCCUCCUGUCGGCCUCCCUGGAAUCCCCGGCAGCGCCGAGUGGACGGAGCGAGCGCGCGAGGCCGCCGUGCGGCUCGAGCUGGGCGUGGCCGCGGCGCUGCUGCUCGCGGGCGCGGAUCCACGGGCGUGCUGGGGCCGCCCGGGCGGCGGGCAGCGCUCGGGGCUGGAGCUCGCGCGGCGCGCCGGGAAGGAACACCUGGUCGCUCUGUACGAGGGCCGCGGCACCUUAGACGGCCGGGCGGAGCAACAGGUCCUCGAGGAGAUGUUCGACCACAAGCUGAGCAUCACCUUUCUGAAGCUGUCGGACGGCCGGGGCUGGGUCUUCGACUCCAAGCCAGGCGUCGGCACCAUGUGCGUCCGCAUGGACCACGACGACCACCACGCGGGCCACGGAGGCCUCGGCAGCCACGCCUCCGUGGCGUCGCACGGCGCGCCCGGCGCGCACGGCGCGCACGGCGCCCACGGCACCGGCCCGCUGGUGGCGCCCGCCAGCCUGGUGGCGCAGCUCCCGGUGCCCGGCGUCGGGGAGGCGCCGUGGCUAUCCGCCCAGAGCCUCGCAGGCCUCAGCGAUGGCCACGGCCACGGCCACGGCGGACACGGCCACGGCGGACACGGCCACGGCCACGGCCACAGCCCGCCGCCCUCGGCUCUGCCGACGGUGCCCUCGGGGGACAACAUGUGGGUGCACAAGCCGGAUUUCCUGGCGCCCCUCCAGAUCCGCAAGGCGCCCGCCAUAGACGCCGAGAGGACAGAGCACAUGCUGAUGCCAGGCGAGACGUUUUGCGUCACAGACGAGAUGGUCGGCCAGCACGACGUCCGCUUCCUGAAGCUGGCCGACGGACGAGGCUGGGUCUUCGACAGGAAGCCGGGCGUUGGCAUGACGUGCUUCCGGCAGCCGCUCAUCGAGGGAGGCGCGGCGGGGUCGGCGGCCCCGGCGCCGUCCGUGUACGCGUCGUCCAUGGGCGGAUCGGUGUGCGGCUCCGUGCCCGUGCCGCCGCCCUGCGCGCCCGCCUCGGCGGCGGCAUCCGGGCAG
This is a messenger RNA of Prorocentrum cordatum, 1342 nucleotides long. Lineage: Eukaryota; Dinophyceae; Prorocentrales; Prorocentraceae. The record is from the annotation of a GenBank genome assembly.